UGUGCGUAAGUGCGUACCUUAAUAUACAUAGGUAGGUAUAGAUAGCUACCGAAGAAGAUACAAAGUUUAUAAUUUAUUGCGGGUCAUGACCUAAAUUGAUUUAACCUAUUAACGAAUGAUAUAGGUAACGCUCCUAAUUGAGCCCGAAGAGAAGUUCAAAUAAUUGCAGGAAGUUUGAAUUAAAGAAGUGAGGUCGGAGCAUCUUCAGUGUAAGAAUGAAAUGAAAAUAGCAAAAGCGAAGUCGCGAAGUUCCUCUAAAUAUAGCUGGGCGGGCGGAGUGCGGCGCAGUCGCAACUAAUCGCCAGUGCCCGAGCGCGACCUCGCUUUGUUCACAAUCCAGAAGUGAGCGCGGUCUCUGUUUAUCCGCGUACUCUAUAUAAAUCAACGAUCGAUUUACUUCUCCAAUAUAUAUCUUCAUUUGUCUCAUAGGUAAUCCAGACGCCUAUGCGAUAUUUUUAUAAAAAUGGGAUCAAGUGAUUAAUUUAACGGUUUAUGAUAAAAUGCUGAAAUGAGGUUAAUACGUUCUAGUUUCUAGAUUCGAAGCUUGUUACCCCGAUUUGAAUCACCACGACGACGGGUGAUGAACAACGACGUGGAGGUAGAGGCUCGCCCUCGUCCUUUAUCUACGGGCUUGUGGACGUUGUUCUCCUGGUUGCGUCGUGACGAUCGAUCUGCUUCCAGCGAGAGCCUCUCCAGCGCCGGUUCUGACAGAACGGUAGCAAGCUUUGCAUUCCUGACACCAGCACGCUAUCAGCCAGCGAAAGGACCCCUCGUAGUACCGCCACCCGGACCUCCGACAGACUCGUACAAAAAAAGAGUGCACGAUAGAAACAUCCGACGUCACCACGAUCGUGAUAUAACUCUACAUCGCAAAUACGGGCUAUUUAAGAGUGAAGGAAGUUGCGGUUACGACGCGUUUAGCUUACCACCAGCACGAAGAGCGAACACUGAGUCCGGCACUAGAUGGGACCGCGAGAGAAGGGCUACAAGUGAGUGCUAUCAACGUCGGCUAGCACACGUUCCUGGCAAGAGACGAGCGCCCCUACCUCCUGGAACAUCUGCUGGCCCUUCUGCAUCUUUGCCACGCCGCCAUAGUAGAAAACGACCUGCUCCACAACCACCUGUAAGAGUGUUAGAAAAGAAUAACAACAUUUUCAAAGAAGUUCAAACAAACAUUGAUACUGUUCAAAUGCAUUCUAACAGAUAUCAAGAUAAAUCCAAAACAAGAAAUAAUGAUGUUAUGAUGGGGUGUAAAUCCGAAAAAUAUAUAAAAAAAGAUGCAAGCAGCAAAGAUUCAAAAGUUAAACCUGAAAAAAGUUUCUUAAAGCAAAUUUUUGACGGUAAAAAGAGAAAUUCAUAUAUAGAUACAUCUGCUGUUAAAUUACUUCCGAGCAUUAGUGAAUUAGAUAAACAGGCAGCUGAAUUAAUUGAAACUUGUAAAUUAAAAGCCAAUGAACAAAAUAAUAACUCCACUUUUGGCGAGCCCAAUGCACAUAGCUCUAAACAAGGCGAUGCAUGGAUCUGUACUCGUUGUUUCAAAAGAUAUAACUCUUCAAUAGCCACUUGUACCUAUUGCAUCUCCAAACAAAAAUCUCAACCUUCUGAAUUUUUUGGUGAUAACAAAACAACAUUAGCCAAGGCUUCAAGCAGUUAUACACAAACGGGAAAUGACUUAGUACCAAAUAGAAAAUAUGAUGCGGAAGAUAAACAAAAACUUAAAGAAAUGUUGAAAGAAAUGAAAGACUCUCUUCCUAAACGACCGAAACAUGACUUUAACAGUAAAACGAAAAACCAAACUUCUGCGGAGCCAAAAAGCUUUGAGAAAGAGUCGAUUUCAACGGAAACUCCUACUCUCCGAAUUGGGUCAACAAUUCAUGAUGAAAUGAAAUCAAUUGCUGAACCAUCUACAUCAAGUAGUAUGGAAAUAAAGCCUACACUAGAAUCAAACCAUCCAUCAAAAACCCCGGUUUCAGCACAAGCUGCAUUAGUAGCACAAGUUAUAUCUGCGUAUAAGAAAAAUGUUAACGAUAAUUUAAAUUUGGCUGCUAAACUGGCUACAAAAAAUGACAAUUUAGAACAAGUCAAGGUAUCUCAUUCUAACAUAAAACAGCCUGAUAGGUUACCACAAAAUCAAACCUCCGAGAAAAACAAUUUGAAUACACCAUUGAAAAUAUCAUCACUAUUAAACCCUAUGUACGUGCCCAAGAAUUCUGUUCUUAUCAAACCAAAUUUACCUAGCGAAGAACAAAAGCAGUUAAAAAACGAAAAUGCGGUUGCUGAUGUAGUUAAAGACAUAAUUAAAUGUUCUCCAAGCACAAGUACUAAAACGUCUGCGAACGUAUUACUUGGCCCUUCCACGUCUCGAGCUACUGCAAUACCUGCAGAUAUCAGUAUCGAAAAUAAGCACAAAGAAAAGUGUAUAAAAGAGUCUGUUCCAUUAUUAAAAGCCACGCCGCCUAAUAUAACAACAGAUACUGCAAAAAUUCCAGAACCAAUUAAAAUCGAAGAAAAUAACAAUAUACCAAAGUUGUCAGUGCGCCCAAAUGAUCUAAACGCGGAGAAAAGUAUGAAAGCACUGGAUCAGCAUUCUAGACGUAGAGACUUAAUUAAUCAAUUAGAGAAAUCUAUUGCCCAAGGAGACGAGCGAGCAGCUGCAGAAGCAGCUGCUAAACUGGCACAAUUACGUUUGUCAUGUUCAGUGCUAUCAUUUUCAUCACAAAUAUUAUCUCGACCUUCUACGUCGUCAACCGAUAAUAAUGAAUUGAAGGAAAGUAUAGGAGAAUCAAAAAUAACAAUAGCGACUGUGCCAUCUACUUCGACCAAUAAAGAUUCUGAUAAAAAUGACAAAAUGGAGUCACGAGGACCCAAGUCAAAUGAUAUAAAAGAAAGAUCUCCCCCAAAAGUUUCAGUUGCCAACAUAACUGCUGCUAAUAUAACAAAUAAAGUGACUACAUCGCCAGUCUCUAAAACAGAAACCACGAAAGCUAUACUUUUACCUCAAAAGAAAAGAGAUGAAGAAGUAGUACAAAAGAAAGAAAUAGAGCUUAGAAAAAUUCCUGUUCCUAAUACAUAUGAAGAUAAAAUAACAAUAGCAGUAUUGGUGGAAGAUCGAGAGGCAACGAGAGGUCCUGUGCAUCUCCGUGUGAGUCGACGAGCAUGCAUACGAGACCUUCGCCACGAAGCCCAAAGAUUACUCGGCCUAGCACCAAAUCUACAGCGCUGGAUUAUUGGUCGUGCUCUGUGUGUUAAUGAUGGCACACCUGUAUCAUCACUCGCCGGAUCAGAUUUCAGCGCACCAUUUUAUUUGUGUGUAGUAGAAUCAGAAACUAAAUUGGAAUCAAACACCCAACAAAACAGUAGCACCACCACUAAAGCGGAUGACCAGCAAACAAAAUCAGAUGUUUAUACAGAACUGAUGCAAUUGGAACAACAAGCAGUAGUUCCUAACGCAGAAAACUUCGAAUGUGGGAUUUGUAUGGAAGAGUAUCCUCCUGGUCAAGGAGUAGUGCUCCGUGAUUGCGUACAUAUUUUCUGCAAAGAUUGUUUGUCUGAUGUAGUGCGUCAUUGCGAAGAACCAGACGUUCCUUGUCCGGCUAUGGGUUGUCGAGGAAUGCUACAAGAACGAGAAAUCCGCGCCCUUGUGUCAACCGAGGACUACGAGCGCUGGUUGGCACGGGGUUUGGCUGCUGCAGAAAGCGGAACUCGUAACGCAUUUCACUGUCGUACUCGAGAUUGUAAAGGGUGGGCAUUGUGCGAACCGGGAGUUCAACGCUUUCCGUGCCCGGUGUGCAAAUGUAUAAAUUGUGUACCAUGUCAGGCUAUUCAUCCAGGUGACACGUGUGAGCAGCAUCGCGCUAAACUUAAGCAAGCUACAAGUGAGAAAUCCGUCAGUGGAAAUGUAGUCGAUGACGGAACGCGAACUCUACUCAAUUCUCUUAUCAGCAAAGGGGAAGCUCUCGAAUGCCCUGAAUGCAGUGCCAUCAUAACAAAAAAAUGGGGCUGUGAUUGGGUGAAGUGCUCAGCGUGCAAAACGGAAAUAUGUUGGGUGACUCGAGGACGGCGCUGGGGGCCGGGCGGCAAAGGUGACACUACUGGUGGUUGUCGUUGCGGCGUUGACGGCAAAAGAUGCCACCCAUCCUGUGGUUAUUGUCACUAAUUUGUACUGAAAUCUGGUUAGUAAUGCAAUUCUGGGGUCUAAACGUUACUUUAUAAUAAAAAUGAAUGCUAAAGUUUAUGAAGGUGUCGGUAGUGUAGGCUAUAUAUGAUUUUUUUUUCUCUCUUAAACGCACAAACUACUGAACGGAUCUGAAUGUUGGCAAUCUGAAAUAAUACUUUGCCUACAUUAUCGGAUCAUAGGUAAUGCGGGCAAAGUUUCUCUAGGCUUGGAGAGGCAAGUGUGCAAGUAUCAAUUAUUUAUUCUCUCAUUCAAUGCACUUACUCAUAUUUAAAAAGAGAUUGUUAGGUAGCCCCAGGAUACUGGAUUAAGUCUUUGACUGCCAAAAGAAAACUGUUGAAGGCAAAUCCUCCGCUAACGUCGGUCACCGGUGACCACCACGGCGUUCAAUGUGUUAAAGUACGUAUUAACUACGAUUUAAGUAGUAGGAUUAUAGCGAGUGACGUGAGGCGGCCUACUGAUCCGCGGUCGGGUGACACUGGCGUCUGCCACUCGAUGACGCGUUGUUAGGUUCGGGUAGCUAAGUACGGAGGUAAUUUUAUAGAUAGGUCGUCACUGCAGUCAUGAUUUCGAACUACAUUCGUACUGAUCCACGGCCUGCCUCAUGACCUGGAUUACCCCGGAUCGUUAGUGCCGCUGGUACCUACCUAAAGUUCAAAACCAUGACUGCAGUGACAGGUCAUAACGACGUGUCGUGGCGUCAUUUACCGACAAUACGUCAUCCGCUGCUGUCUCAUGUUAUCUAUUACCAACUUGUACCUUUAUGUGAAAAACUAUUAUUAUUAUUACAGUACCAUAUUCUUUGUUGUUAUAGCUAAUUAUUGAUAUGUGCAUUUGUAUUAAAAGUUUGUACUUA
Spodoptera frugiperda (fall armyworm) is the source of this 5030-nucleotide messenger RNA. RefSeq lists its product as uncharacterized. The transcript has 5 exons. Gene Ontology annotation, cellular component: LUBAC complex. Bases 581 to 4156 code for a protein of 1191 amino acids. The record is from RefSeq and is a predicted model, not a curated record. Gene Ontology annotation, biological process: protein linear polyubiquitination; proteasome-mediated ubiquitin-dependent protein catabolic process. Gene Ontology annotation, molecular function: ubiquitin binding; ubiquitin-protein transferase activity. NCBI's taxonomy places the organism in Eukaryota, Metazoa, Arthropoda, Insecta, Lepidoptera, Noctuidae.